This is a messenger RNA of Mytilus trossulus (common blue mussel), 1075 nucleotides long. Its product is annotated as serrate RNA effector molecule homolog. The record is from RefSeq and is a predicted model, not a curated record. The transcript is spliced from 2 exons. The coding region runs from base 7 to 555 and encodes 182 amino acids. Lineage: Eukaryota; Metazoa; Mollusca; Bivalvia; Mytilida; Mytilidae.
AUCAAAAUGAAUGGACUACUUUGCUGUUUACUUUUUUCUUUAUUUGUAUAUGAUACCUGUGUUACUGAUGGCACAGAAGGUAAUUCAAAGUCCGGCAUAUUUACAACAGACGAUCAAGAUCAAAUAGAUUCUAUCGAUAAGCCACAAAACAAAAAUAAUAAACAGCCACCAAAAGCGCUGUCUGAUCAGAAAAGCAACUUAACCGAGCCAGCGUUGACAUCGGAUAAGAAAAAACAGAAACCCAAUCAACCAUCAACCGAAGAAGAUGAAUCUGUAUCGACUGCUGAAAAGACCAAUCGGUUAUCUGAUCCAGCUUCAUUGUCUACUCUAAGAAACCAAAAGGAUAAACAAUUGCCAUCAUUUGAACAGAAUGAUAAACAAUCGGAGUUAGCAACAUCACCAUCUAAUAAAAGAGACAAACAACCUGAACCGGAAGAAGAUCCCGAAUCGUCAUCUGGUAAGAAAACCAAACCAACUAAACCAGCGUGGUCAUCCAAUCAGAAUAAAAUCCCAUCAUCUUUAACGGGAUUUGCUUCAAAUCCAGGAUUGCCUUAAAACUGACAAAAAAUUGUAUUAAAACGUAAAACAACUUGAACUUAUACAUGUUAUAAUUUAAACAAUGCUUAGAAAACGUUGAAACAUUUUCAUUGUCAUUCAUAAAUCAAACAGAAAGGUCAUAUAAUAUUUAUCGUCAUAGAGAAAUAUGAAGGAUACACUAUUAUACACCUAUUGACUGGGUGUGAAGGUAAUAGCAAGUUUGUUGUCCCUGAAGUACCAACUAUUGCUCGAGGCAAAGCAGAGAGCAAUAGUUGGUAUGCGAAGGGACAAAAAACUUGCUAUUACCAAUACAACCAGUCAUUAGGUGUUUUAUUAUACUGAACAAAACAGCCAUUAAGAGUUUUCAUAUACCAAAUAACUAAUUUUUUAAAAGUGUAAAUAUAUCAUCUGAAAGAAAAGAAAAUUGUCACAUAACUUUUAUACAUGCACCUGAUGAACUAUACUUUUUUUUAUAAUUCGUUUUGUAUUUAUAAUAUUUCAUUAAUUUCAAUCAAGACUAGAAAUACUUGUGUUAAAC